Molecule: messenger RNA, 1338 nt
Organism: Aspergillus bombycis
Lineage: Eukaryota; Fungi; Ascomycota; Eurotiomycetes; Eurotiales; Aspergillaceae
Product: GIY-YIG nuclease family protein
Exons: 1
Coding region: 1-1338 (445 amino acids)
Source: RefSeq, a predicted model, not a curated record
AUGGCGACAAAACAGACCUAUUUCAUUCCAUUUGAUCAUUUAUUGCCCGGCGAAUAUACUGGCCAGUGUGCCGCAUACAAGAUAAAUGGAAAAGAUCGCUGCAGGUCGAACCCGAGACCCUCGAUCACUGCGAUUAAGAAACUUCACAAGGAGCUUCAAGACAGCUACAGAACCGGGAUUGAUGAUGACGAGAGAGAAACUAAGCUAAAGAAAUUGGCUGAGCUUACUAUCUGCGGGAUUCAAAAAAAAAGAAUAGCUGGAGCCAUAGAAGAUGCCAUUCGCCAGUGGAACUCUGAGCUUAAGAUGCAAAAUAGUCCGGCUGUUAGUCCAGCAACACCGGCGAGAAAUUUCAAUGCACAGUCGAAGGAGGACGAGGGGAGUUCCAAGUUGGUAUUCACGCCAUAUAAAUCUGCCAAUAUGGACAAAUACGUCGCGGACAAACUCGAUCAGAUGGCUGACCGCAAGAUAAGUACAAAAUCCACCACGGACAGUAACAAGGAGAAGAGAGACCAUCUAUAUAUCUUUGAGUGCGAAGAUGCGAAAGGCAUGUGCAAGCUUGGGUACUCUUCCAAUCUCUCACGAAGGGCUCGUGAACAUGAGAAGUGCUAUCCUAAUGUUACGGAACGUCGGUCCAUCUAUUGUCCAAACGCGGACCUAUUCGAAAGGGUGAUACAGUGCGAGCUGACUCAGGAUCGGUACAAACAUAAAUGUGGCCAGUGCAACACCACUCACACAGAAUGGUUCAAAGCUGACCUCGAUGAGCUUUACCAACGUGUUAAAGUUUGGUGCCGGUUUUCAUUGGGCUUCCAGGACCCCGAGAAGCGAGUUAAUGUGCGUAUUCCAUCUCCUGGCUUCUCUUCAGAUCCAGACAGAUGGUACAAAUGGGCUCAAGAAUGGGUUCAAUUCUGGGAGAACCCAGUAUUACAUUCCAUGCCAAAUACGCCAGGCAAGCCCGUUGUCAACAAUGCUAUCGUGGCUUUGGAGGAACUCAACCUCGAGGACGAUAUAGAAUCGGUGCCUGGACUUUCUCCUUCAAGCUCUGCAUCUGGAAUGCCCGAUGAUGAUUACAUCGAUCCUCCCACCCCAACCCCAAUUGCACGCUCACGAAACGGAAAGCCCGUCUUGGGAGAGCGUUUAAUCAUACCGGCUGGAUCGCCCUCCGUUUACCCGGAGGAAUACUGGACCCCCGUCGAGAGUAUGUCGACACACAAAGGCCGCGUCCUCUUUCCUCACGUCCCCGGCGCAUAUCCUGCCUCGCCGGUGAAGGUCACGCCGAAGAAAACUAUUGAGGAUGAGAAUGGAUUGGCGGAUAUUCUUGAGAACAUGACACUUCGUUGA